GCCCGGAACAUUUGUCAAUUUUUAGCCGGUAUAACUUCGAUAAUGUCAUCGUCAUUAAAAGACAGUAGCAAACUGAUUGAAAACAACAAAGCCAGAAUAUAUACGACCCCUCGCAUAAAUAAUUCAAUAAAUACUAACGAUAAAAGUGUAACAACUAACAUAGAUGAACUAUGCUUAAAAUAUCCUGAAGGAGCAGCUCUUGUUCCAUUUUCAAGCAUGCUAUCUACUAUUAAUAAUUGGCGACGUGAAUGUCAUCCUCCCCAACCAAAAUCAUUACAAGAGUAUGCUUCAUUUUUAAACAUGAAAAAAUGGGAAAAUUUAAUGUCUCGUAAUAAAAGUAAACUAACGAUCCAGUAUAUAAAUAGUGCCGAUGGAUCACACGCUAUUGUUUACGCGGACAAGGCAUUCCUGAAGUCAAUUAAUACGAACCAUAUAUUCGUUGAUGCAACUUAUCAAAUUAUUCCCAAAAUACCGAAAGAAAUAUAUCAAUUUCUAACAGUAAUGGCACUUGUUGAAGACAAUGCACUUCCAGUCGCAUGGGUUCUCAUGACAAACAAAACUAUGAUAAGUUAUAAGGAUGUUUUUGAAUACUUUGCUACUAAUUUAGCACCACAUUUUUAUUAUACAAACUUUUGUGACUGA
Cotesia glomerata is the source of this 642-nucleotide messenger RNA. RefSeq lists its product as uncharacterized. The record is from RefSeq and is a predicted model, not a curated record. Bases 43 to 642 code for a protein of 199 amino acids. NCBI's taxonomy places the organism in Eukaryota, Metazoa, Arthropoda, Insecta, Hymenoptera, Braconidae. The transcript is spliced from 4 exons.